Eubalaena glacialis (North Atlantic right whale) is the source of this 1562-nucleotide messenger RNA. It is a transcript of the gene SCML4, whose product is annotated as Scm polycomb group protein like 4. Gene Ontology annotation, molecular function: protein binding. Lineage: Eukaryota; Metazoa; Chordata; Mammalia; Artiodactyla; Balaenidae. The transcript is spliced from 8 exons. The coding region runs from base 1 to 1377 and encodes 458 amino acids. The record is from RefSeq and is a predicted model, not a curated record.
AUGCAGUCUCAGAGGAUCCCGGGGAGAAAGCGAGGCCGACCCCCACUUCACUCAACACCUAUGAAGAUGGCAGUUCAUAACCUUUAUUCUGCUUCAGCUGGUUCUUUACCAGCAGUGAAGAUCCCAAAGAAAAGAGGGCGGAAACCUGGGUACAAGCUCAAGUCUCGGGUUCUCAUGACGCCUUUAGCCCUCUCACCCCCGCGGAGCACGCCGGAGCCGGACCUCAGCUCCAUCCCUCAGGAUGCAGCCACCAUACCCAGCUUGGCAGCGCCACAGGCUCUCACAGUCUGCCUCUACAUCAACAAGCAAGCCAACGCAGGGCCGUACCUGGAGAGGAGGAAGGUACAGCAGCUCCCCGAGCACUUUGGGCCCGAGAGGCCGUCGGCUGUCCUGCAGCAGGCCGUGCAAGCGUGCAUCGACUGUGCCCACCAGCAGAAGCUGGUCUUCUCCCUGGUCAAGCAGGGCUACGGUGGUGAGAUGGUGUCAGGAGGUGGAAUUUUCCUACUACGUGACCAUCCAGGCACCUCUGGGAAUGUAUACACACUGAUUUAUGGCACAGGCCUGAUGACCCAGACCUUCCUGCUGUGGGUUCAGUUUCCAGCACACCUACUCUUUCAAGUCUCCGCCUCCUUUGAUGGGAAGCAGCACCUGCGGAGUCUGCCCGUGGUGAACAGCAUUGGGUACGUCCUCCGCUUUCUUGCCAAGCUGUGCCGAAGCCUCCUGUGUGAUGACCUCUUCAGCCACCAGCCGUUCCCCAGGGGCACCAGCGCCUCCGAGGAAGCCCCUGAGAGCCAGGAAGACAGGAUGGAGUCAGCAAAAACGGUCACCACUGAGGAGUGCCUGGUGAACCCUGCGAGCAUGAACCGCUACAGCGUGGACUCCUCCUCCUCCGCCUUUAGCCACAGGGGCUCCCUGCCCACGUCCUCUUCGUUGUACUGCAAGAGGCAGAACUCUGGAGACGGCCACCUUGGGGGAGGCUCAGCCACCACAGUCGGUGGUCCCCAUACCAGCCCCAUGUCCUCUGGAGGCCCCUCAGCACCUGGGCUGAGGCCCCCUGGCUCCAGCCCCAAGAGAAACGGGACCUCUCUUGAAGGAAACAGAUGUGCCUCAAGCCCUUCUCCGGACAGGCAGGACACCCGGCGUCCAAGGAGCAGGAACCCCUCUACCUGGUCCGUGGAGGAUGUGGUCUGGUUCGUGAAAGAUGCAGACCCGCAGGCUCUGGGGCCCCACGUGGAGCUCUUCCGGAAGCAUGAGAUUGAUGGCAAUGCCCUCCUGUUGCUGAAGAGUGACAUGAUCAUGAAAUACUUGGGCCUAAAGCUGGGACCUGCACUGAAACUCUGCUACCAUAUUGAUAAACUGAAGCAAGCCAAGUUCUGAAGGUGUUUAAAAGACAGAAGCAAAAUCCAGACAACAGAUCUCCAGAUCAUCUUCUGCCUUACCAACAUUUGCCACCAUCACAAAGAUUCUCUCCUGAAAAAGAACAGCCACAAAGACUUGGUCUUUUUAUAAAACUCGUGCAUCUUGACCUUUUAAAAAAUUCAACAUGGCCCUUUUGAAAGGUU